Molecule: messenger RNA, 4332 nt
Organism: Oryzias latipes (Japanese medaka)
Lineage: Eukaryota; Metazoa; Chordata; Actinopteri; Beloniformes; Adrianichthyidae
Gene: kirrel1b
Product: kirre like nephrin family adhesion molecule 1b
Biological process (GO): cell-cell adhesion
Cellular component (GO): cell-cell junction; plasma membrane
Molecular function (GO): cell adhesion molecule binding
Source: RefSeq, a predicted model, not a curated record
GAGAAAGAGCAAGAGGAAUUCUGGUCCGUUUUAUUGGGAAUAUUCAGCGUAGAGUGGAAAAAGGAGUCAGGCAGACACAUGAAACAAAACAAAGAAAGAAAAAGGAAAACGAACAUCUGAAACAGUUGUAAAAGCGAGAAAACCAAAGAAGAAAUAGAGAUUAUUGGGAGACAUGGGGUGUUUCUUGCUUUAGAUUAGUCUUUCUUCACUCCCAUGACUCAGAGAGGAUUCCAGCCACAUCCAGCCGCUCGGGAGGAGUUGAUGGGGGGAACGGAGCCGAGGGGAGCAGAGUGAACGCGCGUGGCUGAACCAUGCCAGCCUUGUGGAUCAUAACUUUGGUCAUCACUUUAAACCCAGUGUGGUGUGUGCGGUUCUCCCAGGAGCCUGCUGACCAGUCGGUGGUGCUGGGGGAGAGGGUGGUGUUGUCCUGCGUGGUGUUCAACUACACUGGCAUAGUCCAAUGGACCAAGGACGGCCUGGCCCUCGGCAUCGGAGAGGGUCUUCGAGCCUGGCCAAGGUAUCGCAUUCAGAGAUCGGACAUCGGUCAGUUCAAUUUGGAGAUCACCAGAUCGGAGCUCUCUGAUGACUCCAUCUAUGAGUGUCAGGCCACAGAGGCCGCCCUGCGAUCCCGGAGGGCCAAGCUCAAUGUGCUCAUCCCCCCUGAGGACCCUGUGGUGGAGGGAACGCCGGAGCUCCUGCUGAUGGCUGGAACUCCAUUCAACCUGACCUGUUUGACCCGCGGGGCCAAGCCUGCAGCGCACAUCCAGUGGACCAAAAAUGGAGUCCCUGUGGAGGGAGCCUACCACUCCACGGAAGUGCUGCCAGACAGAAAGAGAGUGACAAGCAGGAGCUACCUGCCCAUCACUCCGGUCGACACUGACAGCGGCAGCAAUUUCACCUGCGUGGCCAGCAAUCCAGCUGUACCGAUGGGGAAACGAGUCACUGUCACUCUCAAUGUCCACCACCCCCCCACAGUGACCCUGUCCAUCGAGCCUCGUUCCGUCCUGGAGGGGGAAAGAGUCACCUUCACCUGCCAGGCCACUGCCAACCCCCCCAUCAUGGGCUACAGGUGGGCUAAAGGUGGUGUUCUGCUGGAGGGGGCCAGGGAAAGUGUGUUUGUCACUACAGCGGAUCACUCCUUCUUCACCGAGCCCGUGUCUUGUCAAGUGUUCAACGCAGUGGGAAGCACAAAUGUCAGCAUCCUUGUGGACGUGCACUUUGGCCCUAUACUGGUAGUGGAGCCCAGACCAGUCACAGUGGACGUGGACUCAGAUGUGAUUCUGAACUGCAAGUGGUCCGGAAACCCUCCUCUCACCCUCACCUGGACCAAGAAAGGCUCCAGCAUGGUGCUCAGCAACAACAACCAGCUGCAUCUGAAGUCCGUGUCUCAAGCGGAUGCAGGGCAGUAUGUCUGCAAGGCCAUAGUUCCCCGCAUAGGAGUGGGCGAGACCGAGGUUACGCUCACUGUCAACGGCCCCCCUAUCAUCUCCAGUGAUGCGGUUCAGUACGCUGUCAGGGGGGAGAGAGGAGAGAUCAAGUGUUACAUCGCCAGCACCCCCCCACCUGAUAAGAUUGUUUGGGCGUGGAAAGAGAAUGUGUGGGAGAAGGAGAAAGGCACCCUGAUGGAGAGGUACACAGUGGAGCAAAGUAAACCUCCAACUCAGGGAGGAGCUGUCCUCUCCACCCUCACCAUCAACAACGUGAUGGAGUCUGACUUCCACUCCCCGUACAACUGCACCGCCUGGAACUCAUUUGGACCCGGAACCAUGAUCAUCACUCUUGAGGAGAAAGAUAAUGUUCCAGUGGGAGUUAUCGCUGUCAGUACGGUGGGCUCCUCCAUCCUGCUGAUUAUGCUCCUGCUGGUGCUUGCCUUCUUCCUGUACCGCCAACGCAAAGGCACUCGGCGUGGCGUCACCCUCGGUAAACCAGACAUCAAAGUAGAAACAGUCAAUAAAGAGACCAACAGCCUGGAGGAGGAAGCAACCAACGUCUCCACGGCAACCAGGAUGGUCAAGGCCAUGUACUCGUUUUUGCCCUCUGUUUCCCUCUCUCCCUCCACUCAGCCGUUCAAAGACGACAUGGACCUGAAGCAGGACAUCAGAAGUGAGAGCGACACGCGGGAGGAGUAUGAGCUCAAGGAUCCGACCAACGGCUACUACAAUGUCCGAGCCACCACGCAUGACGAGGCCCGUCCCCAGACUCGUGUCGUCCACUACCAGGGUGACUUUCGCCCACAAAACCCAGGCAGCGUGCUCUCUGGCGCCACUUCCAGUGGAAAUUCGCCUGCCACCAGCGGUGCAGUUCCCCCCAGCACGGUGCCAGGAUCGAGGGCAGGGUGCUAUGAUCCCCGCCCACCUUCCAGGAUGUCCCACUCCACCUAUGCUCAAUUCAACACCUUUACCCGAGCUCCGCAGAGUCAGCAAGCGCCGCCCAACACAGCGCUCCAGUCACCUGGAGAUUACCCUGGGGGAGACUGUGGUCUGCUUGACAGCACAACCCAGCUUCCGUAUGACAACUAUGGAUACCCCUCCCAGUACGCCACCUACCGCAUGGGCUUCGCUCCUCCCGUAGAGGAACCUCCAGCCUAUGAGAUGUAUGCAACAGGACAAGGGACGGGCCCAGGCCUAGGAGCUGGACAGCAGAGUCCUGAAACGGGGCUGGGAAAGUAUGGAAGCUCCACUCGCUUUUCAUACUCCUCUCCACCCUCCGACUACUCCCAGAGACACACACAACGGAUGCAGACUCAUGUGUGAAAAAAGGGAGUUUCAGAGUUGCUUUUUGAAGCAUAUGAACACAAAUGUCAUUUUGUAUAAACCCCCGCCUUUUUUAACAUGAAGAAAACCAGUUUUCCAUCUGUAACAACCAACAGUGUAACUUUUUUGUCUUCAUAUAUUUUUUAUUUUAUUUUGCUUUUUGGAUCCAUGAUUCAACACAAAGCUUUGCAGUUUUAGCAGUGUUGCAUAAGACACAGAAGCAAUACAUGCAACCAGCUGGAACAAAAGCAAAAGCGAAAACCACAAUCAAGAAGAAAAGAAAAGAAACAACAAAGAGCACUUUGAAGACGGGAAGAAAAGGACAUUUUUGGGUACAGACCUAACUUGCUCUUAAAGCCUCCAUCAAAAGUUCCCUCCACUCCAUCUCUGUAAAUAAGUGCAAUUUAGGUUGGAGUUGUUUUGAUUAUAUUCCUUCUGUAAAUCGUAUGCCUAUAGUGGCGAUGUGGUCAGGCUAAUUACACUCACAUGCAGCGUCGGAGCAGCUUGGACUACAAAUAGGAGUGGCAAUUUUUGAUUCCUCACUAAAAUCUGCCCACUUCACUGUGCAUGAUCUACCUUUACUGAAAUGGUACUGAGUUUUCGAGGGUUGUGCAGCGAUUGACCAGCGUGCCAGUUCUUAUGUGCCAACACAACAAAACAUGUCUUCUUCCCUAAAGUGUGGACAAUGAGGUGCUCUGGAUGCCCAGAUUUUGUAUUUGCCUAAUCUUCAGUGUGAAGAAAGGAGCGGUAGCAAAUGACUGUGUGCUCCUGCACCUCUGCAUAUCUCAUUUUUAUCAUCCCCAUGCUUUUCUCUACUUACAAGGUCAGUGCUUGCCUGAGUUUGUGAAAUGAGGUAUGGUGGGAGUGCGUUUUCCUUCUACGAAUUAUUGCAAUUUGUACAAAAAGAUACCUCCCUUAACCUCUAGUGUCAAAAAAGUCUGUUUCUCUCACUUGCACAGUAGAAUACUUUUUUCUCCAUUUUUCUACAGAAGCAUAUGAAAAAAGGCAUUCAUAAGCAUUUUAUAAUAUUUUUAUAAGGAGUUGUGGACCAAAGGUUCAGCAUUUUGGCCGACACUUAUUGAUCAGAUGAAUGAGGCGAUGUGGUCGUGUUGGAAACGGUCACAGCUCCUUUGAGAAAGGAUGGAUGGUGUUUUUAAAGUGGAUGUGGUAGACUUUAAUUAGAAAACUUUAAGAGCUUCACUUCAAAAUGAUAAAUAUCCAGCUGGAGCAAAUCUCCCUGAUGGAUACAAUUGUGUGGCGUGAAACUCUUCCUUUGACUUCCAGUCUUCUGACUGGACUGCCUUUAUCACAUGCUGACAACAUUCAAAAUGAUGGAUGGAGAACUAGCAGCUGCUCAGUUUGAGCUUUCCUAUAAACUUUGUAAGCGUCAAGAAAUGUCAAGCAAAGUCUAACAUAUCAAACUGAUCGUGUGGUACACUUUGUUCUCUCACAAUUAUAUUUCAUUAUGCUGGGUUCUCUUAUUUAGAAAAAAAAAGGUUUCCAUUAUAGGAAUGUUAGUAUUUGUUACAUGUUAAGGUCAGUGUUUUGGGUCUAAAUAACAUAAAUUUUACCAAAAAAA